This is a messenger RNA of Diprion similis, 2131 nucleotides long. It is a transcript of the gene Inx3, whose product is annotated as innexin inx3. The transcript has 6 exons. The record is from RefSeq and is a predicted model, not a curated record. Gene Ontology annotation, molecular function: gap junction channel activity. Gene Ontology annotation, biological process: phototransduction. Gene Ontology annotation, cellular component: plasma membrane; gap junction. Bases 263 to 1453 code for a protein of 396 amino acids. NCBI's taxonomy places the organism in Eukaryota, Metazoa, Arthropoda, Insecta, Hymenoptera, Diprionidae.
GGGCCCCACGGUUGGAUCCGUGGCAGUUGUUCGACGGGCCCCGUUGGUGCGACACGCUUGUCGUCUCCUCGGGUUAUAAGUGCGUGCGUCAGUUAGUUUGUUUGAUUUGUUUUUGUUUUUUUCUCCUCCCAACUUCAUCGACACUCUUCGACCGAUGUAACAACGACGUAAAGAAGAUAACCGCGUUUGUGUCUUUUGCUGGAAUACAUAGAGAAAAAUAUCUUGGCGCGUCUCCUCUGAGCUGAUAUAAAAACGACCGAAAAUGGCGGUCUUCAGCAUGGUCUCGGCGGUAGCCGGGUUCGUCAAGGUUCGAUACUUGAUCGACAAAGCUAUAAUCGACAAUAUGGUGUUUCGGGCCCACUAUCGAGUCACCUCUGCAAUUCUGUUCGUCUGUUGCAUCAUCGUCACGGCGAACAGUUUGAUCGGCGAUCCGAUAAAUUGUAUAUCGGACCCGUCGGUUCCGUCACACCUAGUGAACAACUACUGCUGGGUGAUGGUCACCUACACUAUUCCUGAGAGCAGCUUGAAGCCUGUACACCCGGACACAGCGCAUCCUGGUGUCGGUCCAAACACGGGCGAUAAAAAGUAUCAUUCAUACUACCAGUGGGUCCCUUUCAUGCUAUUUUUCCAAGGAGUAUUAUUCUACGUUCCACAUUGGAUGUGGAAACAGUGGGAAGAGGGCAAGGUCAAAAAUAUAUCCGAGGGAAUCCGUGGCGCGUUGGUGGAAAACAAGGACGAACGAUUAGUCAGGACCAAUCGGCUGGUACAAUACUUGUACGAAACUCUACAUCUGCACAACAGUUAUGCAGCCGGAUAUUUCUUCUGCGAGGCGCUUAAUUUUGUCAACGUGGUUGGGAACAUAUUUUUCAUCGACACAUUUCUGGGCGGUGCGUUUUUGACUUUCGGAACGGAAGUGAUUUCGUUCAGUAACUUGGAUCAGGAGAAACGAAGGGAUCCGAUGAUAGAGGUAUUCCCGCGCGUGACAAAGUGCGAUUUCCACAAAUUUGGUCCGUCCGGAAGCCUUCAGAAAUUGGAUUACCUCUGCGUGUUGGCCCUGAACAUUCUUAAUGAAAAGAUAUACAUCUUUUUAUGGUUCUGGUUUAUCAUUCUGGCCAUUUUCUCUGGAAUCGCUCUCCUCUACAGCAUGGCUAUUGUUUUACUACCGAGCACUCGCGAAGCCAUAUUGAAAAAGCGUUUCAAAUUUGGAAGCUCGGCCGAAGUCAACGCUCUUAUCAGAAAAACUCAGGUCGGAGACUUUCUGCUACUCCAUUUCCUCGGUCAGAAUAUUCACCUCUCAAUAUUCAGAGAAAUUUUGGAUGAAUUAUCGCGUCGUUUGCACCUAGGAUCUAGCAGCGGAGCUUCACCAACCUCUGUGCCAUCGGCUCCGAGCACUUUAGAAAUGUCUCCUAUAUACCCGGAAAUAGAAAAGUUUGGCAAGGACACGGAAAUCUAAACCAUGUGAUAAAAAUUGUUAAGGUAAAUUGAUGCGAGAAGAGUUGCCUGCUUCUUUUUCUCAUUUUCUUGGGAAGCUGAACGAAUUUUUUUUCAAUCAACUUCGAACUAUACUUAUAUUCACAUUGAUUUCAAAUUCAAACAUAUAUUUUCUUCAGUUCGAGUUUUCUCUUACAAAUCAAUUAUUAUACGUAUCGCCUGCGCAGGCGAUACGUGCUAAUUAAAUAGGGCUGUAUCGAUUAGAUGAGUCUAUAAAUGAUUUCGAUUUAAUUACAUUUCAUACGAUCAUUGAUAACGAUAAACGAAUAUGACUUAUUAUUUUGUUAAGAUAAUUAUCUUUCUUUGAAAACGUUCGAUGAACCGUUAUUUUUGUAGAAACUACUUUCUUACUCGGUUUUUCAAUUGAAACGCCGUAAAGGUGUCUCAAUAACUUUUGCGAUUUCGUCCGCUUUACGUGUUUGGUAGGAAGAAAAUACGACGUUUCGUUAGGAUAUAAAUGCUGUAGUUACUUCAUCUCAUCGUUGCUAAACGAUUUUUUAUAUUUUCAAUAGGUGAUAAGAGCGAGGUGAAUGAAUGAUUAAAUGCUCCCGAAUACAUCAAUAAUUUGUUUAAGAUGAUGAUGAUGUAUGGGCGUGUGUCAAUAAUAAAAAAUAGAUCGCGAUGUGAAAGUGUAGAAAGA